AUGCAGCGUAACAAUCGCGUCGACAACGACAAUCGCAAACGCGAUAAUUGUCUUGCAGUCAGGGUUACAGCAAGAAACGCGCAUAAUACUUUCAUUGGAUCAAACCGACUUAAACCGACCCUGAACUCCUCCGUGAAAAAAGGCGUGGCACGAAUUUAA
Molecule: messenger RNA, 159 nt
Organism: Pediculus humanus corporis (human body louse)
Lineage: Eukaryota; Metazoa; Arthropoda; Insecta; Psocodea; Pediculidae
Exons: 2
Coding region: 1-159 (52 amino acids)
Source: RefSeq, a predicted model, not a curated record